AUGUCCUCGUUUCAGUGUGCUGAUAAAGUUGGGUUGAUUGAAACGGAUGUCAUGAUGGCGGCUCCCAUGUCGUGGAGGAGGUUGGCGUACUCUGUGUACACACCGGCCCUCACCGGGGUUUUCACCCGAAUAUCAGACCGAUUGUUCCGCACACGGGAUCGGAGGAGAGGGUAAGAUACGACUGUUGUAGACGUGGAGAAAAAAAGAGAGACACUAGUUUUCUUCGUCAGACGUAAUGACAGCGCUAUCAUGUCUUGCGGUGCCAGCGACGUGUGCGUGCAGCCUGUCUUUACGUGCACAGUGUUUCCGUGAUUUUUUUCGUAAUGUCAUUUUGAUAGCGUGCGUCAAAUAUAAUUGAGUAAUUUUUUUCUGUUGCAAUCGUUGAUCUGAUUGUCAUUGCUGUUGCGUGCGAAUAGUUUCGUAAUGUUACAUGCUCAUGUCAAGGUUACAUAAUAAACAAACGUGCAAGUCAAGUUCAGGCAGUAGAUAUAAACUUUGCAAAACAUUCUCUGUAGGCUAGAUGUAGCGCGAUAUGAGACUUCCCUUCCAGUUUCUUUAGGCCUUAUCUGUGAAUUCGCCUCUUCCUCUCCUUGUGUUGUCAAGUCUCUGCAUGUAGAGUAAGAGUGACUCAAAUUCUCAGAAUGAGGAAAUAUCUGUUCUUUUUGUGAUUUCCUGAAAACCUGAUGGCAACAACUGCCAGAUGUCUGUCCACACCUGCAUAUAGUCUGCGUCAGUUUUACAUCAUCUUAAGUAACUAAUACCAUAGUAUCACACACACAUACACAGUCUCUGGCCAAGGCUUAGCUGUGAGUACCAAGGUCGGGGUUGUAGGCUGUCAUACAGGCGUGAGAUCAAUCCCAGGCGGUCAAAACUACUCCUCAUCCAGGGAUGCGUCCCAAAUGGCAUCCUAUUCCCUAUUUAGUGUACUGCUUUUGACCAAGGCAAGUAGUGCAUAGGGUGCCAUUUGGGACAACUUUAAGCUUUAUCUUCAUUCCCAUAACCUGAGGCGGCUAUCGUGACACCUAGACUAGCUAGGCUACAUGGGACUUUUAAUAAUGAUAAUAAUAAUACUUGGUAUUUAUAUAGUUGAUGCUUUUCAAGGACCAAUAUAGCACGCUCAUGGCCAUAGACAGAACACAGUUCAUGGCACCCUAGAGGCUUAAUUUGGCUACACAUGAUAUCACAUCUCUAUUCACUGCAGCUGAGAGACAGAUGAGGAGAGGGAGGCACUUGCAUGUAUUCAUGGUCAUAUUCAUUAGGGCACACCGUAGCGAAAGUGAAAAAACGAAAAUGAGCCUUUCGUAUUGGUGAAGUUCAAGUGGUCCCUCCAUGUUUCAGUCCGUUUUCUUCCGUUUGGUGCGUAAUGAUGGGAAUGAAUGACACAUCUGUCUGACUGUGGCUUAAAGGAGAGAUGGAAGAGAGGAGGGUUGUGUUGCCUGUUAGCUCUAAUCAGAAACCGUGUGAAUGGAAGGCACAUGAUCUCAAUUUACCUCCCGGACAAACACGUACAAUGGCAGCCACAUGUACUCACAACUAAAAUGGCUUGCCUCUAGCUGUCACCGGUAUGCCCCUAUUGCACAAACUAUUUUUUCAUCAAUUUCCCCAGCACAUGUCUCCGCUCUCUAAGAUCUAACCUCAUGAUAUUCCCACUGUUCUACAAAGAGUUAAUUUAGUGUGUUAUAUCUCUAAGACCCUGUAUUCCAGUGUACUUACACCCAUCCAACCUUUGCCCAGUGGUAAAACAGGGGUAUAGUAUUGUAUACUUAGCCUAUAUGGAUAGGACACAGUUGUUGGCCCACCAUAAUAAAGAUAAUACUUCAUAAGGAAAUCCCCCUUGCUCUUCCAUGAAAGGAUGGUUCAACCCGUAGGCUAUAUAGCUAUUGGUUCAAAACAGCAGUGGUGCCACAUCUCUAUGUGACUCUGCUGUUUGAUGUUUAUGUUGAUUGUUUUGUCUCAGAUGGGUUUGUGGGUUGAACCCACACUGUAAUUCCCUCCCUGCUAUUGUUCCUCCCUAACUCUCAACUCUCUGUCCUGAAUGAACCCUGGGGGUGCAUCCCAAAUGUCACGAUAUUCCCUGUACUACUUUUGACCAUGGCCCAUAGGGAAAAGGAUGACACUAUUACGUUAGCAUCGUCUAUCGACGAUGGUUGACAGCCAUUUCUUGAUGGUGUCAUCGUGGCGUGACAGACUAUGGUUAAGCCUAUUUGAUCUUGACUGGUGCCGCGCAGUAAAAAACAGUCUCGCAGGGCAGCACACAAGUAACAUUCAAAGUAAUUUGCCUAUUCCUAUUUGCUAUAGCCUAAUUUAAGAAAUACCUUAUAUAGCCUACAUAAUCAGGUGAGGAAUGUAGGCCAGACAGACAAAAGCAGUGCAAAAUGUCCAUUUAGAAAGUAGUUUGUCUGUCAGAUGCAUGGGUAUUAGGCUGUAGCUGUUAUAACGGACACUCCUUAACUAUCUUCUGGCUACCUGUGGAAAAAAAAGAGGCCUGUAUUCCCAUUUCUCUCCAUUUGAUAGGCUAUGAAUAUGACGGAAGGCUACGCUUCUUCGUUUUAUGUGUGGCUUUUUCCCGAUCAAACAAUGAAUGUAACGGAGUUCCAUCUCAAAGUUAUUUGAAUAGCCUAAAAACAUAAGGUAGCCUAGAGGACUAAUAAUGAACAAACAAUAUCAAUAGCCGGAAAAAUCCCUCAAUGCAAUUUUGAAAACCAAAUUGCCAAUAACCGAUCCUCCUACUAGGCCUAUCAUAAAAGACACGUUAGUUAUGAACAGUAGCUUAUUUCCCAAAUAUUCUAGCCUAUGAAGGUGUUGUCCUAGUUGUUGUGGCUUUAAAAAAUAACAAGAAUGAAAGUCUAUAGCCUAAGCCUAGGCUAUUCUCAAUCACAGGGAUAGUACAGACAAUAUUAUUUAUUUUUCUAUUUUAUUAGGCAAAUAAAGCAAUUAUUAUCCAGUUCUGAAGACGGUAGAUUGCUUCUAUCCAGCCCAUGAUGUAGGCCUAUAACCUAGCUCACUACGGUAAAUGGCCCAUUCCUCAUCACUGCUCCAUCAUGUGCGCGACACACACACAAACCUGUUCUGCUCCUCCAACAGAAAGAAAUAUUAGAGAAGAUUUGCCAUUGCCUGCACUUAGCCGCUGCCCAGGCUUUCAACAACGUUAUCUUUCGUCAUGAUUUGUCCAGUUGCAUUUGAUUUUGCGCUAUAGCCGAACUGUCGUUUUACAAAGAAAUCCAUUAUUUGGGGGGGGUGGCCUCAUAGGGGCGACAUCAUUAUGUCCCAAUGUUUUAUGGGUACAUAAUCACAAUAGGACAAAGGUUGACAUCACCCAACCCUAGUAUAGGGUGUCAUUUGGGGGACAGCCUCAGUGAAUGUCGGGGUGAGAAAUCUGUCAGGAGUCAAAUACAGGGAUAUUACUGCAUGUGGAAUGACCUCUGAGGGUCACAACCUUUACAGUAGGUUGGGUCCUCCCUUCUUUUGUCAGUCUGCUAGUUGCGUUUUAAAGACAAAGUCACAGACCGAGCAACAAUACAGCCAUACUGUCAUGAACCCUAGUGCUUGGCUGAGAAUCACAGGACCUGUGUGUGUUACUCAACAUUAGCUCUAGGGAUGGGGUUAGACACACAUACACCAGCAAUAUGACUGAGCCCUCUGUUGUAAGAGAUUUCAGUAAGUGUGAUAAAUCACAGUGAAAAUGAAGGAGGAGAAGGUGGGGGGUUGGAUGAGAGUUGUUUAUCAAUAGGAGGCAAUCACCACUCCAGCUGUAGACUCAUUUCUCUCUCCCUCUCUUUUUCCCUCCACGUCUCCCCACCCCCCUACCUCUCUCUCUUCCAGGUCAUCCGUGUUGCUCUUAGCCCCUCUCCUAGCGGCGGCAGACCCCUCUCCCCUUCCUGUCUUCAGGUCCCCUGGGUCGACCGGAGUUCAGGGCACCGAUGGCCUCCAUACCCGCUUCCGCUGGAUGGCAGAACACGUGCCCGCCUUCAGGGUGCCCGGCACACACAUCCACAUCCUCACAUCCCCUGACCAGUUCUACCAGACCAUGAAGGUAAGGUGUGGUGGUGGGGGGGGAGCUUUCUCUAAAUCAUGUGAUGUACUAAAAAUGGUGUAAUAAACAUUUCCCAAGAACAAAAAAUGAGGAAAGGAAAUAAUUGAUUGUUCCCUCCAACACAGUGUGCUCUUUAUACCACAGUGGCAUUCAACCAUACAGUGGGGAAAAAAAGUAUUUAGUCAGCCACCAAUUGUGCAAGUUCUCCCACUUAAAAAUAUGAGAGAGGCCUGUAAUUUUCAUCAUAGGUACACGUCAACUAUGACAGACAAAUUGAGAAAAAAAAAUCCAAAAGAUCACAUUGUAGGGUUUUUUAUGAAUUUAUUUGCAAAUUAUGGUGGAAAAUAAGUAUUUGGUCAAUAACAAAAGUUUCUCAAUACUUUGUUAUAUACCCUUUGUUGGCAAUGACACAGGUCAAACGUUUUCUGUAAGUCUUCACAAGGUUUUCACACACUGUUGCUGGUAUUUUGGCCCAUUCCUCCAUGCAGAUCUCCUCUAGAGCAGUGAUGUUUUGGGGCUGUCGCUGGGCAACACGAACUUUCAACUCCCUCCAAAGAUUUUCUAUGGGGUUGAGAUCUGGAUACUGGCUAGGCCACUCCAGGACCUUGAAAUGCUUCUUACGAAGCCACUCCUUCGUUGCCCGGGUGGUGUGUUUGGGAUCAUUGUCAUGCUGAAAGACCCAGCCACGUUUCAUCUUCAAUGCCCUUGCUGAUGGAAGGAGGUUUUCACUCAAAAUCUCACGAUACAUGGUCCCAUUCAUUCUUUCCUUUACACUGAUCAGUCGUCCUGGUCCCUUUGCAGAAAAACAGCCCCAAAGCAUGAUGUUUCCACCCCCAUGCUUCACAGUAGGUAUGGUGUUCUUUGGAUGCAACUGAGCAUUCUUUGUCCUCCAAACACGACGAGUUGAGUUUUUACCAAAAAGUUCUAUUUUGGUUUCAUCUGACCAUAUGACAUUCUCCCAAUCUUCUUCUGGAUCAUCCAAAUGCAUUCUAGCAAACUUCAGAUGGGCCUGGACAUGUACUGGCUUAAGCAGGGGGACACGUCUGGCACUGCAGGAUUUGAGUCCCUGGCGGCGUAGUGUGUUACUGAUGGUAGGCUUUGUUACUUUGGUCCCAGCUCUCUGCAGGUCAUUCACUAGGUCCCCCCGUGUGGUUCUGGGAUUUUUGCUCACCGUUCUUGUGAUCAUUUUGACCCCAUGGGGUGAGAUCUUGCGUGGAGCCCCAGAUCGAGGGAGAUUAUCAGUGGUCUUGUAUGUCUUCCAUUUCCUAAUAAUUGCUCCCACAGUUGAUUUCUUCAAACCAAGCUGCUUACCUAUUGCAGAUUCAGUCUUCCCAGCCUGGUGCAGGUCUACAAUUUUGUUUCUGGUGUCCUUUGACAGCUCUUUGGUCUUGGCCAUAGUGGAGUUUGGAGUGUGACUGUUUGAGGUUGUGGACAGGUGUCUUUUAUACUGAUAACAAGUUCAAACAGAUGCCAUUAAUACAGGUAACGAGUGGAGGACAGAGGAGCCUCUUAAAGAAGAAGUUACAGGUCUGUGAGAGCCAGAAAUCUUGCUUGUUUGUAGGUGACCAAAUACUUAUUUUCCACCAUAAUUUGCAAAUAAAUUCAUUAAAAAUCCUACAAUGCGAUUUUCUGGAGAAAAAAAUCUCAAUUUGUCUGUCAUAGUUGACGUGUACCUAUGAUGAAAAUUACAGGCCUCUCUCAUCUUUUUAAGUGGGAGAACUUGCACAAUUGGUGGCUGACUAAAUACUUAUUUUCCCCACUGUAUGUGUGUGUGUUUGUCUCUUUCCGUGGUUGACUAUUUGUUUGAGUUUGAAUUGCGUACAGGAUGUGUGUGUUUGUGAUAGACGGCUUGAGUCACCGGCAUCAACCCCCUCGGGCACAGCAAACAGAAAGCUGUUUAUUUGGCUGUGUUGGAACAUUAGGAAACAGUGCAUGUGACUCACCUGAUUGAGAAAUAAUGACUAGGCUGGAAGAAGAUCAGACUACGUGUGUGUGUUUGAGGUCUUUGGAUUUUUUUGGGAGGGAGUUCAAGCCCCCUGAUGAAGCCCUCUAGUUUGUGUCCUGUAAUGCCUGAAUUUACUGUAAUUUAUUUUUCUGUUCAGGCUCGUAUAAAGACAGCUAAAAGGCGAGUGGUGAUGGCCUCACUGUAUCUGGGUACAGGGCCACUGGAACAGGAGCUGGUGGACUGUAUGCAGGAAGCUCUGGAGCGUUCACAGGAUGAGGGUGACAACCCCGACCUGCAGGUCUCCAUUCUACUUGACUACACACGUGGCUCAAGAGGUGUGUGUGCGUGUGUGAGAGUGCCAUAUUACUCUUACCAAGUUGUGUGUCUGUCUGUAACCCUUCUGUCUCUGUGUGUCUAGGUAAGACUAAUUCUAGGACCAUGUUGCUGCCGUUGCUGCAGCAGUACAGCAGUCAGAUGCGUGUAUCUCUGUACCAUACCCCUGACCUGAGAGGGCUGCUCCGGCUCCUGGUCCCACAGCGCUUCAACGAGACCAUCGGGGUACAGCACAUCAAAGCUUACCUGUUUGAUGACGACCUCAUCAUCAGCGGGUACGCGCACGAACACACACACACACACAGUUGGUGUUUUUCUCAUACAGUAGCUGUUGCUGAUGUUUAUUGGUUUCUCUCUUUCGACCAUUUCCCUCUCUCUCUUCCUCUGUCCUCCUAUCUCCCCCCUCCCUCCCUCCACAGGGCCAACCUGAGUGACUCGUACUUCACAAACAGACAGGACCGCUACGUGCUGCUGGAGAACUGUGGGGAGGUGGCCGACUUCUUCUCUGAUCUGGUGGGCGCCGUGGGAGACGUGUCGUUACAGCUACAGACCGACAACUCUGUGAGCAUGAUGUACGGCAUGGUGCACCCCUACAGAGGUAUAAAACGCACACGUAACACAGACCCUAAGUGCGUGACUCGUUGCUCAGUUCUGCCUGUACACUCUCAUUAUGUAGUGUAAUGUGUUGUUCUUGGAAAGGUUAAUGGAAUCGGAUUAGCUGCAAAUGUAGCCUGUUCCAGUUCAGACACACAGUGAAAUCAGCGAACUGGCGUGUGUGUGAAUGAGAGAGUGGGAGGCAGGAGAGUGAGGGAGAGAGCUGAAUGACAUGUCUGCAGAACCGGACUGCAGUUGGCACGGAGACCAGAAAUAGAGCAGUGAUGUCAGAGUUGCUGGUAAGCAAUACCGAGUGGGAAGAUCACACACACAUUAUAAUCAUUAGUGAAUGAAGUUCCCCAGCUGAAACAGUGUUAACUUUACAGUAAAAGCACGUCUUUAGAAUGAACUCAAAUGCUGAGCCUACAGCUCUCUCUCUCUCUCUCUCUCUCUCUCUCUCUCUCGUGUCAUGUCUGUGCGUGGACCCAGCCGCCAGGCGUAGUCCAGAUAUUGACCCACAGCCGUCAUGCCCAGAACUAAAUGACCUACUGUACUUUACACACUCCCCUGCUCUACUGCACACUGUGUGUGUGAGAUCUCUCAUUCAACGUUUGCUGAGGUGUAUGGUUAAAGCUAGAAUCCUUAAUUGAAACAAUAAGAAAGGGGUCACCCCGCCUGUGUUUUGGUAAAAAGCUUAUGGAUGGGCCUGGAGAAUGUUAGCACCCUUACAUUUAUAGACAUCGCUGUGGUUGCAAGGACUGACCAUGAAAUCGACAUUAUAAUUUUAACCAUGUUUUUUGUUAAACUAAGCUCAUGAGGCAUUUAUACGUUUUAUAUUCUUCAUGAAUUAAUUGGUGUAUAUAUCAUUAAUUUAAAGUCCUAAAAUGGAUUCUAGCUUUAACCAGAUCGGUCUGUUUCCUCUCCUCUUACCAUCCCUACAUUCUUUUGUCACUAGGCAACAGGGAUGAUUUCUCGGCGUCGGCUCGGCAACACAUCAUGGAGGUGGUCAACACUGCUCGCACGCGGCAACACAUUGCAGAAUCAGAACGUUUGGAGCGGGAGAGCGAGGGGGAGGAAGGAGGGAAGGAGGAUACAUGGGUUUUUCCUCUAAUUCAGAUGAAACCUCUGGGAAUACAGGUGGAUGAGCAGAUCACACAGGUGGGUACACACAAACAUGCACCCGGACACCACUACCCUCACCAACUAAUAUUGGACAAACAACUUCCAUUGCACAUGAUGUUACCUUGUAACAUUGUUUUUGUAUUUUUUGUUCCUGUGUGACUUAAAAAUGUAAAUAUGGGCGCUACAUCUCAACUUAUUUCCUUGCAGCGGUUGCUGACAGACGCAGGUCCCGGUGCGACGGUGUUUCUAACAUCGGGGUAUUUCAACCUGACCAGGGCCUACAUGUCGCUGGUUCUCGGGCUGGGCGCUGACUACCGGAUCCUCACCGCCUCCCCGGAGGUCAAUGGGUUUUUCGGCGCCAAGGGCAUUGCCGGAGAGAUCCCAGCGGCCUACAUCCACAUUGCCAGACAGUUCUACAGCAAAGUGUGUCAUCUGGGACAGCAUGAGAGGGUUCACCUCCACGAGUACCACAGAGCACAAUGGACCUUCCACGCCAAGGGUGGGUGACACGCACACACAGAGUACAGAGAAAGUAGGCUACACACACACAAUAUAUAAUCCUUGGCCUGAGAGCCUAGAUUGAUUCUAAUUGGUUCUACUCCAUUGUGAUUAGUUCUGUUUGGCUGUGAGUUAUGCCCGGUAGUGAUGUGAAUUUUGUUGCUAUGACGUUCCACGGUCAGAUGGUGAGCUGCUAGGAAGCAGUGUGCAUCCUAAAUGGCACCCUAUUUCCUAUAUAGUGCACUACAUUUUUCACCAGAGCCCUAUGGGCCCUGGUCAAAAGUAGUAUACUAUUUAGGGAAUAGGGUGCCCUUUGGGACUGGCACAGAGUGUCUAUUCCAGCCUGACAGACAGAUUAGCUGGACCACGUUCUUCUGUUCUGUUCUCUGGCUCUGCUGUUCUGUCCCUGUGGUAACCUAGAUAUGUUGCGGGAGAGACAACGGCUUGUCAAGUCAUUCACCCUUAGCCCCGGGCCAAGGAAACACACACACGCACGCGCACACACACACACACACACACACACACAGUCAUUCCUUGGUUUGGCUAGACUUUGGGGGUUUCUGUGCUUUAGUGUUUUCUUUAUAGUUGUGGGCAUGGCCAACGGAAACCAAAAUCCCCAUUUUGAAACAGCUUAUAAACAAUGCUCUGACAAAUGAUAUCUAAACUACUGCCAACCUGCACUUUUCUUUCGCUGAUACUUAUAGAAUCAAAAGGCAAUGUGUCCAAAAUAAAGAAUAUUCAACUUUAACUGAAAUGUUAGAGAUGCAUUAGUAGCUAGGUAAGUUGUUUAUUUUUAUUCAAAAGACCAAAGUCUUGUAAAAUGUAGCCAGAGAGAGAGCUGGGGAGAGGGAGUGGGAAAUGAAAACAGUGAAGAGAAGUCCCUUUUAUUAGAUGAAGCAGGGCGGGCCGGCGCUUUCCCGUAAGCACAGCAAGCACUGCAGGAGCGAGAACAGUGGGGGAGAACACACACAGCACCCAGCUGGGGAGCGAAUCAAUGAACAUUAGAGUAGAGCACACCCUGACCCCCAGCUGCAGAACAAACCACUGAUGUGGGGAAACUGUUCCCCUUUUCCCUCCGUCUUGUCUUCCUCCACCUGUGUGUGUGUGUGUGUGUAGGGUUGUGGUACUACCUGCGGGGGCAGGUGCGGCCAUGCCUGACACUGAUUGGGUCUCCUAACUUUGGCUAUCGAUCUGUGCACCGGGACCUGGAGGCCCAAAUCGCCAUAGUAACAGAGAACCAGGAACUACAGGCCCAGCUGCAGGAGGUAGGCCAUUCAAACCGACAACUUUAUUUAAACAGACUUGAUGGCUCAAUACUGUGGCUCUGCUUUAUACAGCUCUCAACCAAAGGCCUGUCUACAAAAUUCAACUGGUCUGAUAGUUCCUAGUAUAAUAAGCUAUGCUGAGCUGGCAUAUGCAACACAGACUGAGAUUGAGCUAGGAGGGAAACCUGUUCAGGAACUUGUACUAAAUGUCUAUGUGAGACAAUGGAAGCUUCGCUACGUCUCUAUCGCUGUCUCUCUCACACACGUGUACACACACUCUCAUACACACACAGGAGCAGGAGAUGUUGUACCAGAGGUCUACAGAGGUGUCCAGCUCUACGUUCCAGCAGCCAGACCGCCACGUCAAACUGUGGGUCAAACUGGUUACUCCCCUCAUCAAGAACUUCUUCUGAGACGCAUCCUAACACAGGUAACACGCACAGACAAGAGCGCACAGGCGCGCACACAGUGUACUAAUCCAACACAGGUACCACACCCACAUACUCCCACUGAACGAUCAUCUCUUAGUCACGCACAGAAGUACAGACCCUGUCAGUCCAGAAUGGCAGAAUGUCAUCAGUCACUGCUGUUUGUACCAGCCCUCAACCCAAACUCCAAUCCUAGCUUCAAUCUAGCCCUGCCCUAGGCCACAUCAACCUCAGAAACUAAACCCAGCAACCCUUGCUUGAAUCCUACCCCUACCACACAGACCUUUAUCCAUUAUACAUGUAGAGGAAGCUCCCUCCUCAAUGUCCCGUCUCUCUGAGAGAAACUUGACCACUCAGCUGAGUGCAUCAAGAUUUUGCAGUCAGCAUCUGGACCAAUUCAGCUGUGAGUGAGAGAAAGGAAUGUGAGUUUCUCCUCCCUCUAGUUAAAUCCCCUCUCAUUUUGGAAUUGUGGUGAUGAUUUGACAGAUAGCGUAUGCAGUGGGGUCAGAGGGAGGCUAAGAGGGUGACCUGAUGUGUGUGUGUUCUAACAGGGAUGUAGAAUUGCCUAGUAGGAAGUGCUGAGUUAAAUUUUUUAUGGUGACUGUAAAUGGUGAAUGGGAGGUGUCUCGUGUAACCACAACAUGUCACUCAGUGAGACAAAGUGUCAGUGUGUCUGAUCAGCUGCCAUGAGGGAACAAUGAUGGAUGGGGCCCACACAUUCCUCCUCACACUCUCAAAACUGACACCACAAGCAUGCUAGUACAUGAAGAAAAAUGCUAUAGAGUUUGUUUUUGUUACUCUACAAUCAGUUCUGGUAAAUGAUAAGAAUUUAGAAAUGGAAAUUGAAACACACAUAGUGCACCUCACUCACUCACUCACUCUCACUGAGCAUGUGAGGUGGGAUCAGGGUCACUAAAGGUAAUUGACCUUUGAACGACCUUGUCCGCGAAACAGCGUUAUCUAUGGACAUCCGAUAUUUUUAGAAUAUAUAUUGUAUCCAGUGCUUAAUUUGAGGAACAGGAUCCGGCACCUCUCAGAUUUGUCUUAGUUCGUUCCGGCACCUAUUUUCCUGGAUCCAGUACCUUACGCCGCAUGAAUUAUUGUUUCACUGUGGGCACUGUAAACAUUCUAAUAAAAGCGAUCAGAGUGAAAUUAAAUUGCCUCCUCGUUAUUUCUCCCGCCCCCCCAGAAAACCAUAAUGUAAAAGCACAGGGAUCUUUCUGUAUUAUCAUCCUAUCCUGCCACACUGAUUCCAGAUCUGCUGUCUUAUUUGUACAUAGAUGUUAUGGGGAGGGCUGGUGGGGUAAGUAACUGAUCUUGAUACAGGUCUUGGUAGUGGUGGUCAGCUAGUGAAAAGGUCCCUACGUAAACACGUCAUGUAGCCUAGGCUAGUCGUCUCCCUACUGAAUUUAAAACAUGAGAAAUCCCAAAAAAUAAUUGAUAAGAUAAGGCAAUAGUUUGUUUUUCAAAUCCCAAAGUCCAGAGAAAGAAGGCGAAUCGAACACGAAACGAGCCAGAGAACUGUCAGUGCCGGAGGAGAGGAGUGAGGGGCAAACUCCUCCUGAUGGCAAUGCCUUAGCUAGCAGCGCUGCUAAUCCCGCCAGUUCAGCAUCACCACCGGCACCUCCACUAGCUAGUAGGCCUACUAGCAAGUCAGACUCGACUGGAGAGGGAGACGGGGAGCCGGGUGGGACAGUGCAUCCACCGACGAAGUGCUCGGAGCAGGUGCAAUUUGGACGGAAGCUCAGUUCAAGAACAAACCCGCAUAAACCCUGGUUUGUCAUGCAAAAUUCUAAGCUGGGCUGUACAACAUGCAAAAAGGUAGGGAGCAUGGGUCUAGAAAAGACUGGAGGGAUUAAACUAGCAAAAGAGUGGGUGGAAUGUACAGGAAUGUCCACUGCCUCCAUGAAAUUAAAAACCACAACAAAGAGCCCUCAGAAAAAAAGGUUUUUGAACAUGCCCGAACCACAGCACAUUUAGUGGUAGCAAGCAUUGUUGACGAGGCUAGAGGACACCCAGGUUAUAGUUAACACUCAUGGAGGCUAACUGUCACAGCCACAUGGCUUUAAGCAAGAAAUUGACUGUCAGGAGUUAAAUGGACUUGACAUGGGAAGAGUCAUUAUGGGACGUUUUGAUAUCUUAAAUUACACUGAACAAAAAUAUAAUACAACAUGUAAAGUGUUGGUCCCAUGUUUCAUGAGCUGAAAUAGAAGAUCCCCAGAAAUGUUUGCAUAUGCACAAAAAGCUUAUUUCUCUCAAAUGUUGUGCACAAAUUUGUUUACAUCCCUGUUAGUGAGCAUUUCUCCUUUGCCAAGAUAAUCCAUCCACCUGACAGGUGUGCCAUAUCAAGAAGCUGAUUAAACAGCAUGAUCAUUACACAGGUGCAAUUUUGUCACAACACAAUGCCACAGAUGUGUCAAGUUUUGAGGGAGCGUGCAAUUGGCAUGCUGACUGCAGGAAUGUCCACCAGAGCUGUUGCCAGAGAAUGUAAUGUUAAUUUCUCUACCAAAAGCCGCCUCCACUGUCGUUUUAGAGAAUUUGGCAGUAAGUCCAACAUGCCUCACAACCGCAGACCAUGUGUAUCCAUGCUAGCCCAAGACCUCCACAUCGAGCUUCUUCACCUGCAGAAUCGUCUGAGACCAGCCACCCGAUGAAACUGUGGGUUUUCGCAACAGAAGAAUUUAUGCACAAACUGUCAGAAACCGUCUCAGGGAAGCUCAUCUGCAUGCGCGUCGUCCUCACCAGGGUCUUGAACUGACUGCAGUUCGGCGUCAUAAUUGACUUCAGUGGGUAAAUGCUCACCUUCGAUGGCCACUGGCACACUGGAGUAGUGUGCUCUUCACGGAUGAAUCCCGGUUUCAAAUGUACCAGGCAGAUGGCAGACCGCGUGUAUGGUGUCGUGGGCGAGUGGUUUGCUGACGUAAACGUUGUGAACAGUGCCCCAUAUAUUUGUCAUUUAGCAGACGCUCUUAUCCAGAGCGACUUGCAGUUAGUGAGUGCAUACAUUUUUUCAUACUGGCCCCCUGUGAGAAUCGAACCCACAACCCUGGUGUUGCAAACGCCAUGCUCUACCAACUGAGCUACACAGGACCAUGGUGGGGAUAUGGUAUAGGCAGGCAUAAGCUACGGACAACGAACACAAUUGCAAUUUAUCGAUGGAUAUUUGAAUGCACAGAGAUACAGUGACGAGAUACUUUGGCCCACUGUCGUGCCAUACAUCCGCCACCAUCACCUCAUGUUUCAGCAUGAUAAUGCACGGCCCAAUGUCGCAAGGAUCUUUACACAAUUCCUGGAAGCUGAAAUGUCCCAGUUCUUGCAUGGCCUGCAUACUCACCUGACAUGUCACACAUUGAGCAUGUUUGGGAUGCUCUGGAUUGACGUGUACGACAGCGCGUUCCAGUUCCUGCCAAUAUCUAGUGACUUCGCACAGCCAUUGACGAGGAGGGGGCCAACAUUCCACAGGCCACAAUCAAACAGCCUGAUCAACGUUAUGCAAAGGAGAUGUGUUGCACUGCAUGAGGCAAAUGGUGGUCACACCAGAUACAUACUGAUUUUCUGAUCCACACCCCUGCCUUUUUAUUUUAAGGUGUCUGUGACCGUUUGCCAAAAGGCACCUAAAGGACUCUCCAGACCAUGAGAAACAAGAUUCUCUGGUCUGAUGAAGCCAAGAUUGAACUAUUUGGCCUGAAUGCCAAGCGUCACGUCUGGAGGAAACCUGGCACCAUCCCUACGAUGAAGCAUGGUGGCGGCAGCAUCAUGCUAUGGGGAUGUUUUUCAGCGGCAGGGACUGGGAGACUAGUCGGGAUCAAGGGAAAGAUGAACGGAGAAAAGUACAGAGAGAUCCUUGAUGAAACCUGCUCCAGAGUGAUCAGGACCUCAGACUGGGGUGAAGGUUCACCUUCCAACAGGACAACGACCCUAAGCACACAGCCAAGACCACGCAGGAGUGGCUUCGGGACAAGUCUCUGAAUGUCCUUGAGUGGCCCAGCCAGAGCCCAGACUUGAACCUGAUCGAACAUCUCUGGAGAGACCUGAAAAUAGCUGUGCAGCGACGCUCCCCAUCCAACCUGACAGAGCUUGAGAGGAUCUGCAGAGAAGAAUGGGACAAACUCCCCAAAUACAGGUGUGCCAAGCUUGUAGCAUCAUACCCAAGAAGACUCGAGGCUGUAAUCACGGCCAAAGGUGCUUCAACAAAGUACUGAGUUAAGGGUCUGAAUACUUUUUUAAAUUACAUUUGCAAACAUUUCUAAACUGUUUUUGCUUUGUCAUUAUGGGGUAUUGUGUGGAGAUGAGGGGGGAAAUCCAUUUUAGAAUACGGCUGUAACGUAACAAAGUGUGAAAAAAGUGAAGGGGUCUGAAUACUUUCUGAAUGCACUGUAUGCAUAUGGCAGGUGUUCUGCAUUGACAUCAAAGUGUUGGUGUAAGAAAUUCGGACUUGUGUAUGCCCCACUGCUAUACUCGAGUAUGUGGGCAUAAUAUAGGCUAUGGGUCAGUUUCAAGAUGGCGCCAAUAGACAUGGCCACCCUGUUUCUAGCUCCUACACAACUUUGCAGUAUUUUUUUAUUUUAUUGGUUAUUUCUCACAUUAUUAGCCCAAAACGUUUUUGGGAUAUCGGAGCGGUGGUAACUCUCACCAGCAUUUCAACCAGAUGCAAGCACUACACCCGCAAUAACAUCUGCUAAAUAUGUCAAUGCGACCAAUCAAAUUGUUUUUUAUUUUAUGCAAAGUGUGGGUGUUUUGCAGUGAUGUCUUGUAGCACGCUGUCAAUUUCACCACCAUAGUCUUCUACUUGACUGUUUACUCUGCCUGCUGCGCUGCUACGUUGUGUUUGUGACUUUUCUUCUCAUGAGACCCCCGUAUAACCCCGCCCCCUCGGAUAACCCCGCCCCUCUUGCGCUCAUUAUGUGAUCCGGGACCUCCAGAUUUACAAAUUAGCACUGAUCGUAUCGUUGGAACAACAUCGCAAUAUUAUUGUUGGCUGUACUUGCACCAAAACUGCAGUAUUUUUCCUUCAUAGCUUGUUCUCCAUCUUCUUUGUUAACAGGGAGACAAUUUUGUUUUCAUCACUUUUAUUUUCGUAACUGAUCAAAACUUAUUUUCUCAUGGCUCUCUUGUCCUGCUACAGCAGACAAUUGGUUUGGAACAUCGAAUCGCAGUAAAAUCACAGUAUGGACUUGUAAUACAUAUAAAAUCAUGAGAAUUGCAAUACAUAUCGCGUCGGCACCAAAGUACCAUGAUAAAAUUGUAUUGUGAGGUCCCUGGCAAUUCCCAACACCACUGUGGUAUCCGGUAAUGUGCCUUCAGAAAGUAUUCAUACCCCUUGACUUUUGUCUUACAGACUGAAUUCAAAGUGGAUUAAAUAAUUUGUUUUUUGUCACCCAUCUACACACAUUACCCUAUAAUGACAAUGUGAAAUCAUGUUUUUAGAAGUGUUUGCAAAUGUAUUAAAUAAAAUGCAGGAAUCUCUUUUACAUAACUAUUCACACCCCUGAGUCAAUACUUUGUAGAAGCACCUUUUGGCAGAGAUUUUAGAGCUGUGAGUCUUUCUGGGUAAGUCUCUUAAAAUGAGCUUUCCAGACCUGGAUUGUGCAACAUUUGCCUUAAAAAAAAAAAAAAAAAAUGCUUCAAGUUGUCAAAUUGGUUGUUGAUCAUUGCUAGACAACAAUUUUCAGGUCUUGCCAUAGAUUUUCAAGUAGAUUUAAGUCAAAACUGUAACUCUUGGUAAGCAACUCCAAUGUAGAUUUGGCCUUGUGUUUUAGGUUAUUGUCCUGCAGAAAGGUGAAUUUAAUCGCCCAGUGUCUGUUAGAAAGCAGACUGAACCAGGUUUUCCUCUAGGAUUUUUGCCUGUGCUUAGCUCCGUUCCGUUAAUUUUUUUAUCCUGACAAACUCACCAGUCCUUAACGAUUACAAGCAUACUCAUAACAUGAUGCAGCCACCACUAUGCUUGAAAAUAUGGGGAGUGGUACUCUGUGUUGUAUUUGAUUUAGCAGAAAACAACUUUUUGUCUUGAAAAUAAAGUGUUAAUUUCUUUGCCAUUUAUUUUGCAGUAUUACCUUGUUAUUAUUGGAAUAUUUUUAUUCUGUACAGGCUUCCUUUUUACUCUGUCAAUUAGGUUAGUAUUGUGAAGUAACUACGUUGUUGAUCCAUCCUCAGUUUUCUCCUAUCACAGCCAUUAAACUCUGUAACUGUUUUAAAGUCACCAUUGGCCUCAUGGUGAAAUCCCUGAGCGGUUUUCUUCCUCUCUGGCAACUGAGUUAGGAAGGAUGCCUGUAUCUUUGUAGUGACUGGGUGUAGUGAUGCGCCAUCCAAAGUGUAAUGAGUAACUUCACCAUUCUCAAAGGGAUAUUCAAUGUAUUUUCUUCUUUGUCUUCUACCAAUGGGUGCCCUUCUUUGCGAGGCAUCGGAAAACCUCCCUGGUCUUUGUGGUUGAAUCUGUGUUCGAAAUUCAAUGCUCGACUGAGGGACCUUACAAUUAGCUAUAUGUGUGGGGUACAGAGAUGAGGAAGAUAUUCAAAAAUCCUGUUAAACACUUAUUGCACACAGUGAGUCCACACAACUUAUUAUGUGACUUGUUAAGCAAAUGUUUACUCCUGAACUUAUUUAGGCCAUAACAAUGGGGUUGAAUACUUAUUGACUCAAGACAUCAAAAACAAUAAUUAUAUUUCGACAUUAUGGGGUAUUGUGUGUAGGCUAGUGACAAAUCUCAAUUUAAUCUAUUUUAAAUUCAGGAUGUAACAACAAUGUGGAUAAAUUCAAGGGGUGUGAAUACUUUCUGAAUGCACUGUAAGUCUGUGGUUGUAGUUUAAGUACUUAGCUGAUAUCUGGUGAUCUGGCAGAGUAAAAAAACAAGCCUAGCUCUAACAAUAGCUGAGGGGUUAAAGAUAGAUUUUCUUAUAUACAGGAGUUCUAUUGUUACACUGUGCUAACAGUAGGCUGGAAGCUCGCCAAUAAACAAACCUCACCUUAUCACUGAGGUGUGUGUAUGCGUGCAGGCAGGUGUGUACUGUACUGUGCCUCUGUGUGUACUAGCUGGUAGAGGUUGGAGCUUCCUAGGAACAGUGAGAAAGCUGUACUGUGAUACAUCUUUCUCCCACACACAUCCUUCUCCCACACGUCCUCUUACCUCACUGAUAGCUGUAUUCAGCAUCACAUCCCUCCAACAGACAUGGAUGACAGGAAUCUUUUAUAUCGUAGUUUUUUUUAGCAACAUUGAUGUUUUUGUUUUAUUUAAUAAAGUAUUUCAGAUGAAAGUGCUCUGAGUCUGUUUUUGUGUUUCUCUCUCCUCUCUGUUAAACGCUGAGCAGGAAGCAGACUGCGGCCAAUACCCACUUGGCAGGCUUCUCCUUGGUCUUGAGGUUGAAAGUCCAGAUGAAGGUGGGGCCCCUCAUACGGGUCUUGUAGACGGGACACUCGUUGUACACAUUCUUGGUCUCCUGAUGGUCCACCGGUACAGCCUUGAUGAAGAUCACCGGCAUGUUGGGGGUCAGCUCCUUCAGACGAGUGUCUGCUAUCAUCCCUGACUGGGUGUCCCAGCGCACCCCUGCACCCACAUGCACACAACCAGACACACACACAAACACCGUAUAAAGGAUUGAACGUAGUAACAUCUGUCGUCACUCCAACCCCUGUGACUGACUCUCUUCAUCGCCACGUGUGUUUGUGUAUAUCUACAGUACUGUAUAAACGGACCACUUAGUUUACCAAUGCCUGAGAUCUAGCACUGAGUUUUUACUGCUGUGUGUUUUCAUUGAACUACAAACAUUUACCAUGUAUAGACCAGCAGGAGGAACUUAAACAUGUUUUGUACAGUCAAUAAACUCUCAGUAGUUCUAUAUUGACAGAGUGAAAUCUGGUACAUGAUGAGUGAAGAGUCUGUGUGACGGUAAAUAGCCAGGUGUGGUUCUGAAGGUAAAUAUACAAGUGUGAAGGUGACUAGAUAGGUGUG
Messenger RNA from Coregonus sp. 'balchen', 18163 nucleotides. The record is from the annotation of a GenBank genome assembly. NCBI's taxonomy places the organism in Eukaryota, Metazoa, Chordata, Actinopteri, Salmoniformes, Salmonidae.